GGAGCCCCGAGGGGCCGGAGCUCUAGACCGUGCCAGAUCCAGAUGGCGGCCUUCCCCCCGGGUCUGUAAGUUCGGAGGCGAACGGAGAGCCGGGCUGGGGUGCGGGGUCUCUGGAAAUGGAGCCCCCGUUGGGGAUCUGGUUUGGCCGUGAUCUGCCCUGGGAUGCCAGUCGAGGUGCUGGUCUAGGCCCCGGGGGACUUAAGCCUCGGACCGGCCCGUGAUGCAUCCCACGCUCUUCCCCUUACCGAAUCUGCAGUGGGGAGUCUCAGGAUGCCCCAGGGACCGCCUCCUGGGACCCUCUUCCUAGGACCCUGUGACUAGCCAGGACGCCAGACUCUGGCAUUUUGUAAAAAGUGCUGGACUUGAGGCCAGCAGAAAACUGAACCGCGGGAGCUAGCCAAGGCAAGGCCUUCAGUGCCGACUGCGAGACUGCUGUCUGCCAAAAUGUCUGAAAGAUCAGAUUUCCUUCACUUCAAGUUUGAAAAUUAUGGAGAUUCAAUGUUACAAAAAAUGAACAAAUUAAGAGAAGAGAAUAAAUUUUGUGAUGUUACGGUUCUCAUAGAUGAUGUUGAGGUGCAGGGGCAUAAAAUUGUUUUUGCUGCAGGUUCCCCCUUCUUAAGAGACCAGUUUUUACUGAAUGAUUCCCGAGAGGUGAAAAUCUCCAUAUUACAAAGUUCUGAAGUGGGGAGACAGUUGCUCUUAUCGUGCUAUAGUGGUGUGCUGGAAUUCCCUGAGAUGGAGCUGGUAAAUUACCUGACUGCUGCGAGUUUUCUUCAGAUGAGCCACAUUGUAGAACGGUGCACACAGGCGCUGUGGAAGUUUAUAAAGCCAAAACAACCAAUGGAUAGUAAAGAGGGAUGUGAACCACAAAGUGCUUCUUCCCAAUCGAAAGAACAGCAGGGAGAUGCCAGAGGCUCUCCAAAACAGGACUUACCUUGUGUUCAUCCAUCUGAAGACAGUAUGGAUAUGGAGGACAGUGAUAUUCAGAUUGUUAAGGUAGAAUCUAUUGGGGAUGUAUCAGAGGUUAGAAGUAAAAAAGAUCAGAACCAGUACAUUUCUUCUGAACCCACUGCUUUACAUUCAUCAGAACCCCAGCACUCCCUGAUAAACUCUACUGUGGAAAACAGAGUAAGUGAACUAGACCAGAGCCAUCUCCACAAUUACGCACUCUCUUACACAGGCAAUGAUGACAUCAUCAUGACCUCAAAAGAUGUUUUUGGGCCUAAUAUUCGAGGUGUAGACAAAGGCUUACAGUGGCAUCACCAAUGCCCAAAGUGUACCAGGGUGUUCCGUCACCUGGAGAACUACGCCAACCAUUUAAAAAUGCACAAACUCUUUAUGUGUCUACUCUGCGGCAAGACUUUCACUCAGAAAGGCAAUCUUCAUCGACACAUGCGUGUACAUGCCGGAAUUAAACCUUUCCAGUGUAAAAUCUGUGGGAAAACCUUUUCUCAGAAGUGUUCCUUGCAGGACCAUCUUAACCUUCACAGUGGCGAUAAGCCCCAUAAAUGUAACUAUUGUGACAUGGUUUUUGCACAUAAGCCAGUUUUGAGGAAACACCUUAAACAGCUGCAUGGCAAAAACAGCUUUGACAAUGCCAAUGAGAGGAAUGUGCAAGACCUCACGGUGGAUUUUGAUUCUUUCGCUUGUACAACAGUCACAGACUCUAAAGGUUGUCAACCACAACCUGAUGCAACACAGGUCCUGGAUGCAGGUAAACUGACCCAAGCUGUCCUCAGCUUAAGGAGUGAGAGUACAUGUGUAAACUGAGGAGGGGUCUAGUGCUCACAGCUAGAAUUGACUGAGAGUGUGACAAUAGUGCUAAGUCUUUUUAGACGUGGUUUGGAUAGUUUCUUCUCCAAAGCCUCCAAGCAGGUGGUCAUGGGUAAGCAGCAGCAGACCAGGCAACUCCCACUUGCAGUGGCUUUGCUUUUCUUUAGCCCUCUCCCAACUCUUUUUUGAGUUAUUUAUUUUGUGAUGUCUAUUUUCUUUUUUUUUUUUUUUUUGGUUUUUCGAGACAGGAUUUCUCUGUGGUUUUGGAGCCUGUCCUGGAACUAGCUCUUGUAGACCAGGCUGGUCUCGAACUCACAGAGAUCCACCUGCCUCUGCCUCCCGAGUGUGAUGUCUAUUUUCCUUUUCUAAAAUAUAAUUCCAUUUGUCUACCUAGUGUCAAUACCUGGCUUAGACUGACACUGUUCUAAUCUUUUUACCGAGCACAUCUGAAGGUACUAACAAAUAACAUCACCUAUUUCCCACCAAUAGAUGCUGUACUUAGAAAAGUUCACACUUUUCGUUGAGGGAAAUGAGGCUGGGAUAUGAGGUGAUAACUGCUGUUGACCUAAAUAUGUGAUAGAGCCUCUGUCUACUGUGAUUCGUCUAAAACUGAUGAGUGAGUCUGCUUCCUACCAUUUGUACUUUUUGUUUGGAGGUGCUAUGAAGAAGUAUGUCGGUUUGUACUUUAAACACUAACACAGCCCACUGAAUUGCUCUCAUAACCCAGAAUACAAUUCUUUCAGCAACAUCUUCCCACUGUGGAGAGGAUAAUCAACAGAUAAUAGAAGUAUAAUAAAAGAACAGUGGGCACAUGGAAGGUUUCCCAAACAAGAGACCAGCUGUUUACUUAUGUACCUUGUUGAUGCUCUUGUAAUUGGAAGUGCUUUGGGCAUAUUUAAAUGAGCUAAAGAAUAAUGAAUGGCCUCUAUAGAAACAGACUAUAUUGGAGUCUGACCUGUAUAUCAGAGUUUAUUUCAUAAGAAAGGUGAGUUUAGCCAUCCCUUUUGUGCUGUGCACAGUAUCUCCCAGUUCUCUUUUUCUUGUAUACCUUCAUCUUGAAAACAUGAAAGAAAAUUAAGUGGUAUACAGAAGACAACCAGAAGUUUUGCUUUUAGAUAGAUAGUCUUAGAGAUACACUGUCUACUUUGCCACCUUUCAUAGAUGGUCUUGAAGGAUGGAAAAAACAAUUCUUUAUUCUAAGUACAUUUCACACAUAAUUUUGAGAUUCUUUCUGACCCAAGGGUCACAGUAAGGUGUAGGAUUGCUAGAGAACGUAGAGACUCUUGCUAUCUCUGUCAUUUUAAGUAGGAGCAUUCAGAGUCAGAUAGCCUGGCCACCACUGACCAAAAAAAAAAAAAAAAAAAAAAUACACCUGACUAAAUAUGAAUGAAUGUUCCCAUGCCUCUCCUGCUAUACCUUGGCUUUAAAAGAUGGUGAACAAUAGUACAUUAACAGAAAUUUUCUAGUUUUGCUUCACUAAUGUAUAUCCCUUUUAGCUUUUAGAGACAGCCUAGGAUCUGCCAACAAAAUGUUACAGAAGGACUUAUGAUAAUUACUUUUUUAAACUGAUUUCAUUUUGGUGACUUGUGCAGUUGAAGCAGGAGGGUUGCUGUAAGUUAAAGGCCAGCCUGCACUAAGACCUAAGUAAAUGUAAUUAUUUUAUUGUAGUGGUGCUGGGCUUCAAACCCAGUAUCUCACAUGUGCUAGCCAAGCACUGAACCUGCCACUGAACUACAAUCCUAGUCUGUUAUUUGUUUUUUAGAUAAAUGAAUAUUGUAUUAUUUCUAGAUGAGUAGCUGGUUUAGGUAUGAAGGGAAGGGCAAAUUAGAAUAAUGUGAGAUAGAUCCAAAUGUGAAACUAAAUUUAUAUGAGAAAUUUUAUUUCCACCAGACUGUUUUUUGAACUAUGAGAGUACCUGUACAGAUAAUUCAAAAGUUAAACUUAAUUUAUAUAUAGGUGGCAAGAGGUAUUAAUUUGUUAUAAUUUGAUAUAUUUACACAUGGCUCAGAUUUGAGGCAUAAUUUCUACUAAAUAAAUAGAAUACAGUUGACUAAUAAGACUUGUUGGUACUUAAUGUUCAACAUCACUCACUGUAUAGUCUAAUAGUGCUUACUAGGAUUCUGAAUUUUAAUUAUUCAUCCAAAGAGCACCGAUUCUUUGCAACAAUGGGAUUCUGCUAUGUCAUCCAAUGUUUUGAAUAUUUUCUCUGAAUUUUUUUUUCAUAAGAACAUUUCAAAAUAAUGGGGCUAUACAUGUUGUUUUUCUUGUCUGGUUGCUGUUAGUAGUCUGAAGACUAAAAACAGAAUGGGUUCAAAUAAUACUGACCUCAUGUUGUAGGCUAUAUUUUGAUUUAUUUCAGUCACCCAGAAGCCUUUUUUUUUCUUUUCUUUUUUAAAUGCUUGGGAGUUUGAACCCAAGACCGCAAACACACUGACCAUGUUCUCUAUCACUGAGCUACUCCCAUAGCCUCCAGAAACAUUAAUAAGCAACUGGUAUUCCCAGGCACUAUGUUAGAUUCUGAGGAUAGGAAUUAAUACAUCCUUGUUGUUAUAGGACUUACAGUGUCAAGUGAUUUUAGUGAGACAAGGUCCCCAAUUUAUUUCAUAACUAAGAAUGGCUGCCCCCCCUUUUUUUCUGAGCAUUUUAAGCAGUGGUUCUCAACCUGUGGGUCUCCAGCCCAAUUUGGGGGUGGGGAGGUGUUGAAUGCCCCUUUCACAGGGAUCACCCAAGACAAUUGGAAAACACAGAUAUUUAUAUUACAAGGAACUAUAUGGUUGAGAGCCACUGAUGUAAUGUUAGUUUUCUUAAGUGUUUUCUGUUACUAAAAUUUUCACUUCUCACUGUUUGCAAACCUCUUAGCUAGUUUAUGGUCUUUCAUUUCUUGCCUGGAGAGGUCUCAUUUGUGCGAGACAUUUCAGUUUGGUGGGACUAGGGUUCUUACACAUUUCUCAGAUUUAAUUGCAAAGAGAUCAAGUUAUUUUAUGGUGGAAGAGGUUUAACACUAGUCAUGAGUAUAUGGGGUCAGGGUAUAAAUCUUAGUUACCCAGCAUUUGGGCUUUUUGUUUUGUUUUUGGAGGCAGGCAGGAUCUCACUAUUGUAACCCUUGCUGCCUCAGCCUCCUGAGUGCUGGGCUCAAUAUUUGUGUUUUAUGGAUUCCUAGGAAAACUUAAAAAGGAAGAGGACUCUCUUUACUGCAGUUUGAUCUUUUAAAAUUUGAUGUUAUUUAUUUAUUAUUUAAUAUUAAAAUGAGUUCCAAACUGCAGUGACUGUGAGGUGAAGCAGGUGUGGCUCUGCUUUAGGUGUGAAAGGUGACUGGUGCCACCAUUUCUAUACUGUCUAAACAAACAACUCGGAACAUUUGAUUUCAGCUCAUGAACGGCUGUUCUAAAUCUGUUGUAUGUUAGACAUACUUUGAACUACCUCUUUACUUAAAAUGGGGAAGUUUCCUUAAUAAAAGUGUGACA
Chionomys nivalis (European snow vole) is the source of this 5237-nucleotide messenger RNA. It is a transcript of the gene Zbtb26, whose product is annotated as zinc finger and BTB domain containing 26. The record is from RefSeq and is a predicted model, not a curated record. Gene Ontology annotation, biological process: regulation of transcription by RNA polymerase II. NCBI's taxonomy places the organism in Eukaryota, Metazoa, Chordata, Mammalia, Rodentia, Cricetidae. The coding region runs from base 445 to 1770 and encodes 441 amino acids. Gene Ontology annotation, cellular component: nucleus. Gene Ontology annotation, molecular function: DNA-binding transcription factor activity, RNA polymerase II-specific; RNA polymerase II cis-regulatory region sequence-specific DNA binding; protein binding. The transcript is spliced from 2 exons.